Molecule: messenger RNA, 720 nt
Organism: Wallemia ichthyophaga EXF-994
Lineage: Eukaryota; Fungi; Basidiomycota; Wallemiomycetes; Wallemiales; Wallemiaceae
Exons: 1
Coding region: 1-720 (239 amino acids)
Molecular function (GO): hydrolase activity
Source: RefSeq, a predicted model, not a curated record
AUGAAUGUCGAAGAAUUAGGCGCGAAGAAGGCCAUAAGCCAGCGGGACUUUAGACACGCCAAGUUUGAGUACGUCCCUUCAGCAGACGGCGUAGAUAGCAACUUAAUCAUCUACCUGCAUGGAUUGGGCGACAACAUUUCUCAUUUCGUUAAUCUAUCUAAGAAGCUGCGUCUUCCUCAGACCGCGUCUCUCGUCUUGCAAGGUCCUGUCCCCGUACCUUUCUUCGAUGAAGCUAGGAUGUGGUAUCAGUCUUUCGAUAUGCUCGGUAAUCUUAUCCAGUCACCUGAUCCACGGAUUGCUCUCAACUUACUCAACGACCUGAUUUACACACUCACUAGCCAAUUCGGCUGGGAUACACGGAAUAUCCAUCUCUUUGGUUUCGCUCAAGGUGGCUCUGUUGCUGUCGAGUUUGCUAGAUCUUCCAAUAUCAGUUUGGGCUCAGUGGUAAAUGUACUCGGUCCACUCCUCUCUUACGCUACGGGUUCUUCUAAAACUGCAACUCCUAUUUGCAUUUUCACUCGACCGUCGAGGAAUGUACUCGACAGCUCAAAUUUCAAUAAAGCUUUCUCCAAAGUUACGAUCUUUGAGGGUGAUAAAGCUGGUGAUGAAAUGCCUAAGGAUCCUCAAGAGUGGUCAGGUAUACUCAAAUUCUGGUCAGACACUCUUUCAACGGCACCAGUCAGUGAUCAAUCAGGACAAGUAUAUAAAAUAGCAAGUUAG